AUGGCUGCUGAGAAGUUACGGGACUUGAGCAAGCCUAUGGACGUUGCCUUACUCGAUGCCACUGUUGAGACCUUUUACGCUACAAGAUCUAAGGAAGAAAGAACUGCUGCGGAAAAUAUCUUACGGGAUUUGAAAGAUAAUCAUGAUACUUGGCUUCAAGUGCCUCACAUUCUGCAGAAUACUAGGAGUACGCAUACCAAGUAUUUUGCCCUUCAAGUUCUAGAAGGUGUUAUCAAAUAUAGGUGGAAUGCAUUGCAUGUUGAACAACGUGAUGGAAUGAAAAAUUACAUCUCUGAAGUCAUUGUGCAGCUUUCAAGUAAUGAAGCAUCUUUCAGAUCGGAAAGGCUUUAUGUCAACAAGUUAAAUGUCAUUUUGGUGCAGAUCUUGAAACAUGAAUGGCCUGCAAACUGGAGAAGCUUUAUCCCUGAUCUAGUUAUUGCUGCUAAAACAAGUGAAUCUAUCUGUGAGAAUUGCAUGGUUAUUUUGAAACUCCUAAGUGAAGAGAUCUUUAAUUUCUCAAGAGGAGAGAUGAUUCAGAAAAAAAUAAAUGAUUUGAAAGCGUCUCUAAAUAGGCAAUUUAAACUCAUUCACGAGUUAUGCCUAUAUGUUCUCUCAGCUUCCCAAAGACCAGAACUUAUACGUGCAACGCUAUCUGCAUUACAUGCCUAUCUUUCUUGGAUUCCGUGUCCCUAUAUUUUUAAGUCACCUUUGCUGGAAACCCUCCUCGAGUUCUUCCAUGUGCCGGAAUAUAGGAAUCUCACUCUUCAAUGUCUGUCAAAGGUUGCAGCUCUUGAUUUUGGAGAGUCCUACAAGAAACAAUAUGUCCAAAUAUACAUGGUUUUUAUGGAACAUUUGCAUGUAAUGCUACUUAUUAUCAUUGUGUUUUAUUCAUUAAUGUUUCAACUAUAUAGUUUCAUUUUUUUUGUGUUUUGUUCUAAUUUGACAUUAAUGGUUUCCUAUAUUGAUUUACAUAUAAAUAUUUUAGAAUCUACACCCGAAACUAUUGACUUCCUACUUGCUGGUCUGGAAUAUCUCAUUAGCAUAUCAUAUGUUGAUGACACUGAAGUGUUCAAGGUUUGUUUGGACUACUGGCAUUCACUAGUUUUGGAGUUGUCUACGGCAAGUGAACGAGUAGGUCACCCCUGCACUAACUCCAAGCCUCUUUGGUUGCAAUAUAUCUUCUUUAUAUUCUCUUACAUCGAACCUGAAAUCACAACACCAAAAAUACUUUACUCUGAUCAAAUAUCAAAAUUAAGGGGGCUCAUGAUUACUCGCAUGGCUAAGCCCGAAGAAGUGCUAAUUGUUGAAGAUGAAAAUGGGAACAUUGUCCGUGAGACUAUGAAAGAUAGUGAUGUUCUUAUCCAGUAUAAGAUAAUGCAAGAGACAUUGAUCUACCUCACACACUUUGAUCAUGAUGAUACCGAAAGACAGAUGUUGAAUAAUCUAAGAGAACAGAUAAACAAAAAAGAAUGGACAUGGAAUAAUCUGAACACUUUGUGCUGGGCUAUUGGGUCUAUUUCUGGUUCCAUGGACGAAGAAAAAGAAAAGGGAUUUGUAAUGAGAGUUAUUCGUGCUUUAUUAAGUUUUUGUGGAAUCAUGAAGGGAGCAGACAAUAAAGCUGUUAUCGCCAGCAACAUGAUGUAUGUUUUUGGACAAUAUUCAAGAUUCUUAAAUGGCGAUUGGGAGUAUUUAACGGUGGUUGUUAAGAAGUUGUUUGACUUCAUGCGUGAGACUCAUCCUGGUGUUAAGGACAUGGCUUGUGAUACAUUCUUAAAGAUUGCUCAGAAAUGCAAGUGCAUGUUUCUUGUUGCUCAAGCUGGACAAAAGGAGCCAUUUGUAUCUGAACUUCUAGCAAGUCUUACUACAAUCAUUGGAGAUCUUGAGCCUCAUCAGAUUCACACUUUUUAUGAAUCUGUUGCUUGUAUAAUCCAGGCUGAAUCAGAUCCUCAGAAGAUGGGUGAAUACAUUGAAAGGUUGAUGGCCCUCCCUAAUCAGAAAUGGGCAGAGAUCAUAGGACAAGCACAUCAGAAUGCAGAUUCACUCAAAGAACCUGAUAUGAUACGUAUUGUGCUUCAUAUCUUCCAGACAAAUACAAGAGUUGCAACCUCACUAGGAACACACUUCAUAUCUCAAAUCUCAUUAAUCUUCUUGGAUAUGCUGAAUAUUUACAAAAUGUACAGUGAACUCGUGUCAAGCAACAGUGCUGACAGUGGCAUGUAUGCUUCGAAGAUAUAUGUUGUUAAGCUUCUAAGGUCUGUUAAGAGAGAAAUACUGAACCUGACAAAAACGUUUCUCGACAAAGAUGUAAACAAGCCACACAUUGGAAAACAGUUUGUUCCAUCAAUUAUGAAUGUAGUACUUGCUGACUAUGCAAGCAAUGUUCCUGAUGCAAGGGAAUCAGAAGUUUUAUCACUCUUUGUGACAAUAAUACACCAGUACAAGGUUGCAAUGCAAGAUGAUGUCCCUCGCAUUUUUGAAUUUGUUUUCCCUUGCACUUUAGAGAUGAUCACUAAGAAUUUUGAAGAUUAUCCCGAUCAUCGGCUCAAGUUUUUCUCGUUACUUCGUGCCAUUGCUACAUAUUGUUUUGAUGCAUUGCUACGGAUGUCACGUGAGCAACUGAAGCUAGUGAUGGAUUCAGUUAUCUGGGCGUUUAGGCAUACCGAAAGAAACAUCACUGAAACUGGGCUUAAGCUCUUACUGGUGUUGCUGAAAAAGUUUAAGAAAUCUGACUUCUCUAACCAAUUCUACCGGACAUACUUUAUGCAAAUUGAGCAAGAAAUUCUUGCCGUAAUGACCGAUACCUUUCACAAGCCAGCGUUCGAGUUGCAUGUGUUGGUGCUACAACAUCUAUUUUCACUGGUGGAGAGCGGUCUUUUAACAGAACCUUUGUGGGAUGCUUCAGCGAUACCUCAUCAGUAUCCAAAUAAUAUCGCAUUUGUUUGUGAUUACACCAUCAAACUUUUAAGCUCAUCGUUCCCCUACAUAAGUGUAUCAGAGGUGACACAAUUUGUGCAAGGACUUUAUGAGUCCAGAAGUCACCCUGUUACAUUUAAGAAUAACAUACGAGACUUCCUUAUAAGGAUAAGGAAGACUUGUAUGAUAGAUGAAUAA
Molecule: messenger RNA, 3111 nt
Organism: Eruca vesicaria subsp. sativa (arugula)
Lineage: Eukaryota; Viridiplantae; Streptophyta; Magnoliopsida; Brassicales; Brassicaceae
Source: the annotation of a GenBank genome assembly